AUGAGCGCACGAACCACCACCACCACCACGUCAACAACACGUCUCAUCAAGACAUCCUGUAUCAUCGGCCUGACUGCAGUCCUCCUAGCCUUCUUCACCAACACCCACUCUCAUGCCUACGCCUACGGCGGUCGGACAGAUUUUAUUCCAGACUAUGACCAUGAUGCCCGAGACUAUUAUCUUAUCCGUGCACAAUCGCCUCACCACCAACAACAACAACACCAUCAUCGCCACCACCACAGGCUAGGAACUGGAGCAGAACCAGACGACUAUGCGUGGACGCUACACGAGGACCAGCAGCGGGGGAUCGGCGACUUGUUGGGACUGCGGUUUGAGGCUGCGGUAGGGCAGUUGCCGGAUUAUUUUCUUUACAGCGCUCCGAAGCGGUUUGUUGAUGGACAGUCGUCCAACAGUGCGCCACAGAAGCAGAAGCGGGCAGAAGGAGGAAGAGGUGGUGGUGGUGGUGGGUUGACGAAGAGGUCAGUUAUCCCACCAGAGUUUGGCGGUCAUGCCUUGCAGUUCACGCCAAGUAUAGAUUCAAGGCCAGAACCAGAGCUUGAAGCCGUACAGGUUGCAGAAACAGACCCAAUCGUCGAGCGGUUCCAUGCCCUGAAGCUAGAAUACACCAAACGUCAGGAAGAGGCAGGAGGAGCAGGAACAGAAAUGGUAUCACUCCGGAAGGCAAAGCGCAACGAUCUGCAGGCAGAUAUUGUCCAAACCAUGGGAACCAUUGAACGACAAAAGCUUCGACGGCGCAAUAAGAAGAGGGCUCCGCUUCCUGAUUCUGAUCCCAGCUUACAACACUCAUCGCCGAAAGGGAGGGUACAGAGAGGGGGAGAGGCGAAAAGUCCAGUUCGUCGGGGUGGUGGAAAUAAUAGACCUGGACGACCCAGUGGUAGUGAACAGGAACAGGAACAGGAAGAGGAGGAGGUCGAGAGUGCUGCUGAGGAGGAGGAGGUUGCUGAAGAAGAGCAGGGACAGGGAGAGUCAGCGUCGGAUGAUGAAGGGGGUGAGGGGCAAGUAGGAGAAGAGAGCACGGAACAGGAUGAAGGAAGUGAAGGAUCUGAGGAGACCCAGGAAGAAGGGGAAGAGGGAGAGGGAGAGUUGGAUCCAGAGGGUGACCCCAAGGCCGAGUACCAGCCUGCAGGAGAAGAACAGCCCGAGGACGGGUUUGCGCAAAAGUUUGAUAUUGGCGAUCCUGGCAUUAAUGGCACGGGAGUGAAUGUGGCUAUCAUUGACGACGGUCUGGACUUGACGAGCGAGGAUCUUGCACCCAACUUUUUCAAGGAGGGAUCAUGGGACUUUAAUGAUCGGACCGCACUCCCGAUGCCAAGACUCGUAGACGACCAACACGGAACUCGCUGCGCAGGGGAAAUCGCAGCCGCCAAGAACGAUCUCUGCGGACUGGGCGUAGCCUACGGCGCAAAAGUAGCCGGGCUAAGGAUCCUCUCUGGCCAAAUCACAGAUGUCGAUGAAGCCGCCGCGCUCAACUAUCGGUUCCAGGAUAACCACAUCUAUUCCUGUAGCUGGGGUCCACCCGACGAUGGCCAGAGUAUGGAUGCGCCCAAGGGAGUGGUACUGGACGCGAUGAAGAAUGGGAUCAAGAAUGGGCGGUCAGGACUGGGGAGUAUCUUUGUCUUUGCGACGGGGAAUGGUGGGAGUCAGGACGAUGAUUGUAACUUUGAUGGGUAUACGAACAGUUUGUAUACUGUCAGUAUUGGAGCCAUCGACCGGGCGGGGAGACAUCCUUAUUACUCAGAGGCUUGCUCUGCACAGCUGGCUGUCACCUAUAGCAACGGAGGCGGUAGUGCCAUCUAUACAUGCGAUGUAGGAGAGCGCAGGUGCUUUGAUCAACACGGCGGUACUAGCGCGGCAGCUCCCAUUGCAGCGGGAAUGAUCGCCCUUGUCCUCUCAGUGCGUCCAGAUCUCAGCUGGAGAGACGUCCAAUACCUCGUCAUGACAACCGCCAUCCCCGUGUCAGUCGACGACCCUGACUGGACAAAGACCGCAGCCGGCCGAAUGUUCAACCAUAAGUUUGGCUACGGAAGCUUAGACGCCUACGCACUCGUCGAAGCCGCAAAGACGUUCCAAUCCCUAGGACCCCAGACAUCCUUCCACCCGGCUGCAAUCCCUGUCGGUCGCAAGAUCCCACAAAAUGCCAAGGGUGUGAUUUCUGUGUUGAAAGUGUCGCAGGAGGAUCUUUUGGCGGAGGGGGUUCGAUUGGGGACGUUGGAGCAUAUCACGGUGACGGUGAAUAUUGAGCAUGAACGGCGUGGAGAUGUGGAGGUUGUUUUGACGAGUCCGAAUGGUAUCGAGUCGAGACUUGGUGUCAGGCGGCGGUAUGAUGCUGCGACGACCGGGUUCCCCAACUGGACUUUUAUGACCGUCAAGCACUGGGACGAGAACCCAGUGGGCGAAUGGAAGUUGACGGUGCGCGAUCAAAACAACCCGGAGUUCGGCGGGAAGUUUGUGGACUGGAGGAUUCAGUUCUGGGGAGAGACCAAGCGUGAGGUGGCUAAUAUCAAAGCCAAGCCAUUGACGCCUACUUCUACAGGGGAUGAGGGAGACAAGCUCCUGAGUCAAACACAGUCCGGCGAUGAGAGUCAUAACCCUAAGUCCAACGAUGUGCCAGAGGAGGAAGGACCAGCAUCUCAGCAUUCAAAGCCACCCGCGGACAAAUCGGCCUCUGAGAGCAAGGUGAUCGUGGACCAGGACCCGACUGUACCCAAUAAGAUAGGCAACAAGGGCAAAGAGAACCUUCCCACGACAGAUCAUCAUGAAGGCUUGAACCCGGCACACGCAGAGAGCUUAGGAUUUGAGGCAGAUUCGGAGGAACAAGUUGCCUCCACCGUCCGUCGGACAUUGUACGCGUUUGUUGGUAUCAUUGGAGUCGGUGGUCUGAUUGCUGGUUACUUGACACGACACAAGUGGGACGGUCGAGGGCAGUAUGCGAGUGUCCGUGGCGGUGGAGAUGGAGGUGGUAGUGGAGGUGGUAGUAGUGGGGUUGGACAUUUGGGCGGCCGUAACUUUGUGAACGAUGAUGAUGAUAUCGAUCUCUUGCCACGGGGGCUUCGUCCAGGGCAGUCAGACUCGAGUUUCACGGAUUAUGAAGACGAGGAUGAGGAUACUACAAGUGGUGAUAGAGAGACGAGACAGCAGCACCGGCAGCAGAGGGGGGGAUUGGAGAUGGAAAGCCAGUUGUAUGGACGGGAGAGGGAAGAGCAACGGAGUGGUUCUGUAGACGAGUUUGAGGACGGGAGCGAUACGGACAACGAGGACUUUUUGUCGCAGUCUGUGAGAGGCGGCGAUGGUGGUUUGCUGAAGAGUAAUAAGAAGACAGCAUUGGGUGGGAGUCGGAUGAUGACACAAGCAACGUCUAGUCCUGCGACCCUGCUUGUCGAGCACGCGUAG
Molecule: messenger RNA, 3411 nt
Organism: Linnemannia hyalina
Lineage: Eukaryota; Fungi; Mortierellomycota; Mortierellomycetes; Mortierellales; Mortierellaceae
Source: the annotation of a GenBank genome assembly